AUGGGGUGCAUUAAAAGCAAAGAGGACAAAGGUCCAACAAUGAAAUAUAGAACUGAUAACCCUCCAGAACUUGUUAGUUCCCACAUCAGCCAUCAUGGAUCAGAUUCUCUCCAAGCAACACAGUCGCCUGCAAUAAAGGGACCAUCAGUUAACUUUAACAGUCAUUCCAUGACUCCAUUUGGAGGACCUUCGGGGAUGACCCCCUUUGGAGGAGCCUCUUCCUCGUUUUCAGCUGUGCCCAGUCCAUAUCCUAAUAGUUUAACAGGUGGUGUAACUGUUUUUGUGGCCUUAUAUGAUUAUGAAGCUAGAACUACAGAUGAUCUUUCGUUUAAGAAGGGUGAACGGUUCCAGAUAAUAAACAACACGGAAGGAGACUGGUGGGAAGCAAGAUCCAUUGCUACAGGAAAGACUGGUUACAUCCCGAGCAAUUAUGUAGCUCCUGCGGACUCCAUUCAGGCAGAAGAAUGGUAUUUUGGUAAGAUGGGCAGAAAAGAUGCAGAGAGAUUACUUUUAAAUCCUGGGAACCAACGUGGUAUUUUUUUAGUACGAGAGAGUGAAACCACUAAAGGUGCUUAUUCCCUUUCUAUCCGUGACUGGGAUGAGGUCAGAGGCGAUAAUGUGAAACACUACAAAAUCAGAAAACUUGACAGUGGUGGAUACUAUAUCACAACUAGAGCACAAUUUGAUUCUCUACAGAAGUUGGUUAAACACUAUACAGAACAUGCUGAUGGCCUGUGUCAUAAACUAACGACUGUGUGUCCAACUGUGAAACCCCAGACCCAGGGACUAUCAAAAGAUGCCUGGGAAAUACCUAGAGAGUCUUUGCGGCUAGAAGUUAAGCUGGGCCAAGGAUGCUUUGGGGAAGUAUGGAUGGGAACAUGGAAUGGAACCACAAAAGUAGCAAUCAAAACACUAAAACCUGGCACAAUGAUGCCAGAAGCUUUCCUGCAGGAGGCUCAGAUCAUGAAGAAAUUACGACAUGAUAAACUUGUUCCGCUAUAUGCUGUUGUUUCUGAGGAGCCAAUCUUCAUAGUCACUGAAUUCAUGACAAAAGGUAGCUUACUAGACUUCCUUAAAGAAGGAGAGGGGAAAUGCUUAAAACUUCCACAGUUAGUUGACAUGGCUGCUCAGAUUGCUGAUGGCAUGGCGUACAUUGAAAGAAUGAACUACAUCCACAGAGACCUUCGGGCAGCUAACAUUCUUGUAGGAGACAAUCUUGUGUGUAAAAUUGCAGAUUUUGGUUUAGCAAGGUUAAUAGAAGACAAUGAGUACACUGCCAGACAAGGAGCCAAAUUUCCAAUUAAAUGGACAGCUCCUGAGGCAGCAUUAUAUGGUCGGUUUACAAUCAAAUCUGAUGUGUGGUCAUUUGGAAUUUUGUUGACAGAACUGGUAACAAAGGGUAGAGUGCCAUAUCCAGGGAUGGUGAAUCGUGAAGUUCUGGAACAAGUAGAACGUGGGUAUAGGAUGCCUUGCCCACAGGGCUGUCCAGAGUCUCUCCAUGAAUUAAUGAAACUGUGUUGGAAGAAGGACCCUGAUGAAAGACCAACAUUUGAAUAUAUUCAGUCUUUCUUGGAAGACUACUUCACUGCUACAGAACCACAGUACCAGCCUGGAGACAAUUUGUAAGCCAACAACCUACAUAACAUGCACAAAUCUGCCAAAUGUAAAGGACUUUCGAAGGGUUCCUCGCUUCUUUAAAGGAAUCAAAGGAAAGAAAAUCUUCACUCUGCAUGCUUUUAAUGGCAAACUGGAAUUCCAUACUACAGUUGCACAAAACCACUUUUAAACUGUU
Emys orbicularis (European pond turtle) is the source of this 1792-nucleotide messenger RNA. It is a transcript of the gene YES1, whose product is annotated as YES proto-oncogene 1, Src family tyrosine kinase. Gene Ontology annotation, cellular component: extrinsic component of cytoplasmic side of plasma membrane. Gene Ontology annotation, molecular function: ATP binding; non-membrane spanning protein tyrosine kinase activity; signaling receptor binding. Gene Ontology annotation, biological process: cell differentiation; protein phosphorylation; innate immune response. The transcript is spliced from 11 exons. Lineage: Eukaryota; Metazoa; Chordata; Testudines; Emydidae. The record is from RefSeq and is a predicted model, not a curated record. Bases 1 to 1626 code for a protein of 541 amino acids.